UCUCUUUCUCUUUUCACAGGGUGUGCCAAUCUUAACCCUGAUCAUGAAUCCCCCUGUCCCUCUGGAUAUCGCAGAGGAAGCCGCCGAAUUAGUGCGCCAAGGCCGAUUGUCAUCGGCACUCGGCUUAUACGACCAACUCCCAACCUUGAGCCUGGAUCUGCGUGAAGCUCGGGAGAACGUGAUCCAAGGAUUGAUUAGUAAAUGGCAUUUCCUCAUGCUCAAUGACCAUUCACGUCAUCGGGCAUAUCAAUCAGCCUUACAUGCGGUCAUAUCGGGUCUUGACCCAGAUCUGAAAUUGAUUGAUAUAGGCACGGGGACCGGGAUUUUGACCUUGAUGGCCUUGAAAGCCGGAGCGAAUCGGGUCACGGCCGUUGAACAUGAGCCGUUUUUGUCCGAUUUGGCUCGUCGAGUUUUUCAAGCUAAUGAGGUGGAGCAUCGUGUGGAUUUGGAGGUUCUCAUGUCCACGGACUUGGCGCCUCGACCCCCCAUGGAUCGGUUCGAUGUAUUAGUCACGGAAACUUUCGAUGCGGGCUUAUUGGGCGAAGGAAUUUUCCGCACUUUGGACCAUGCUUGGACGCAUUUGUUGAAACCUGGAACGUCCCAGGUGAUUCCCCGGGGCGCCACUCUAGUUGGGGUUCUAAUACAAAGAUUGGACGAGGAAUUCGAGCACUUUGCGUGGUCCCGAAAAAAGGUGGAGCCCUAUGAUAGUGGAUAUAUCCGCCAUGAUCUCGAGUGCGAUCGGAUCCGGACUUUAUCCGAGCCUUUCCAAAUCACUAAAGUGAACUUCCAAGACCCGCAAUAUAUUCGCAAGUGUCUCAAUUCCGAAUCUAUCGCUUCGAUUGACGUGAUCGCGUCCAAAGAAGGUGUCGGUAAUGAAAUCGCAGUUUGGUUCGAUCUGGACAUGACUGACAAUCAAAGUCUUUCUUCUAAUCCUGAACGACAGGAUGGAUGUUGGCAACAGGCUUUAUUUACUCUUCCUAAUCCCAUUCCAGUGUCAGCCGGCCAUAAAUUGAAAGUCACGUUUUCCAUAGGCGAUCCCCUGACAUUAGUGAGUGUGGAACAUACGAAACUGACAUCAAAGACCCAAAUCGAACUCAAAUUGACCCACCCAGACUCCAAAACGUCGCCUUUGGAGAAUAUCCUCUCGGACACGGCGACUGGGUCCGUUCAUGUAUUGGAUUGUGGCUCUAAUCCACGGAAUUCGCUUGAUCUGUUAUUGAGAUACCCCAAACUAAGAGUGCAGUUUCUGAUCAAUGCUCAAAGCAAUGAACAAGGAACCGAUAUUUUGGAUAUCAUCGCUAAGAUAGUAAAACAGAACAGUAUUUCACCCAAGCGUGUGCGUUGCUUGGAUUUUGAUAAGCACCUGGCUCAUCUUAAACCUCGUUACGAUGCUGUAAUCGUCGAUUGUGUCACAAAGUCUGGGCAAAUCAAUUCGAAAUCAUUACUCCAAGCCGAUAUCCUAAGCCAAAAGUUGAAACCAAAUUUAAGCAUGUCCGAUCGACUUAUUCCUUCUAUGAUGGUUAUAGAGGUCUUAUUGGUCACCAGCGAGUUCCUAACUCGUUCGACAUUUGUGGAACACGACGAGCAUGGAUUUAGGAUCAAGGAGUUCAUCAACAAGUAUUGGACGAGUCAUUUUCAGGAUAUCAGUCUUGCAACCAUGGAGACGUGUAUGCAGAUAUUGGGCCAAGUGACUUUUGAAAUAGGGUGGGAUGAUUUGCGAAGGGCGAGGACAGUGUCCAAGAGGCCAGUUUCCUUCACUGAAGAUGGGCAAAUCAGUGCUCUUGUAUACAAAAUCAAGCCAACGAAUGAGCACACGAACUAUGCCGCAUUUAUUCUAAGAAAAACGUUCAAUAUAAAACAGCCAACUGAUUGCUUUGUGAAAUUGUGCCUUGAGCAUGGUUUGCUCGAUCUUCAAAUGUGCUCUUCUUGAUGCUACA
Molecule: messenger RNA, 1937 nt
Organism: Tigriopus californicus
Lineage: Eukaryota; Metazoa; Arthropoda; Copepoda; Harpacticoida; Harpacticidae
Product: protein arginine N-methyltransferase 9-like
Exons: 1
Coding region: 44-1930 (628 amino acids)
Biological process (GO): peptidyl-arginine methylation
Molecular function (GO): protein-arginine omega-N monomethyltransferase activity
Source: RefSeq, a predicted model, not a curated record